UGUUACAGACCAUAAGCAACUUCACCCUUAAACCGCAAGCAGCACACCACUUUGUCACCGGUGCUUUGGGUUUAAGUGGAUCCACAACUAUUCGACCAACCAAAAUAGUAAUAAUAAUAAUAAUUACUUUAAAAUCAGGAAAUCCAAAUCAAAAGAAUAACUCAGUAACAAUAUGGGAAAAGAAAUGAUUUGCUUUGUGACUAUUUGGAUAACUUUGGGAAACAUCCAUGCAACUUUUUCUUCAGAUGUUGAACCCACCGCCAACUCGACUGCUUUUGCAAACAGCACAGUCACCGAUGCACCUGUGCCAACCACCACUGAAUGGAUGACGGAUUUCACUGACAUCGUGUCUAAGUUCUCCCUGCGCACCGCCGAGCUCCCGGAUGAUGACAUGUGCUACAUGGUGGCCGGCAGACCAGAAACCAUCACCGAGUGCGCAUUCAACCCAGAAACCCAGACCUUCAUUGUGAUACAUGGCUGGACGGUAACAGGGAUGUUUGAGAGCUGGGUGCCCAAGCUGGUGUCCGCCCUGUAUGAGCGCGUGCCAACUGCAAACGUGAUCGUGGUGGAUUGGCUGACUCGCGCCAAUCAGCACUACCCCACCUCCGCAGCCUACACCAAGCUGGUUGGCCGAGAUGUGGCCAAGUUCGUUACAUGGCUGCAGAAAGAGCUGCAAUUGCCCUGGGAGAGGAUUCAUCUUUUGGGAUACAGUCUGGGAGCACAUGUGGCUGGCAUUGCUGGAGAUCUCACUGACCAUAAGAUCAGCAGGAUCACAGGUCUGGAUCCCGCCGGUCCCACCUUUGAGCACGCAGACGAUCAGAGCACUCUGUCCCGAGGCGAUGCCCAGUUUGUGGACGUUCUGCACACCAAUACCAGAGGCUCUCCAGACCGCAGCAUUGGCAUCCAGAGGCCAGUGGGCCAUAUUGACAUUUACCCUAAUGGAGGAACCUUCCAGCCGGGUUGUGACAUCCAGAAUACCUUGCUGGGGAUUGCAUCAGAAGGGAUCAAGGGCCUCCAAAAUAUGGAUCAGCUUAUCAAAUGCUCCCAUGAGCGCUCCAUCCACUUGUUCAUCGACUCGCUGCUGAACAUCCAGCAGCAGAGCAUGGCCUACCGCUGCAACUCCAAGGACGCCUUCAACAAGGGAAUGUGCCUCAGCUGCAGGAAGAAUCGAUGCAACAAGCUUGGCUACAACAUCAACAAGGUCCGGAUGACCCGCAGUGCCAGGAUGUACCUCAAGACUCGGGAUAUGAUGCCUUACAAAGUUUUCCAUUACCAAGUGAAGGCACACUUCUUCAGCAAGGACAAACAGAGCUUCAGUGAGCAGCCAAUCAAGAUUUCCCUGUAUGGAACCCACGGAGAGAAGGAGGACAUCCCGCUUGUCCUGCCCAUCCUUGAUAGCAACAGCACCUCGUCCUUCCUGAUCACCACCGACGUGGACAUCGGUGACCUGAUGAUCGUCAAGAUUCGCUGGGAGAAAGACGCACUUUUCAGCUGGUCCGACCUUUGGGGCAGCAGCAAGUUUCACCUCCGAAAGCUCCGCAUCAAAUGUGGCGAGACUCAGUCCAAGGUGAUCUUUAACACAAAGGAAGGAGAGUUUGCUUACCUUGUUAGGGGAGGGGAAAAUGCAGUCUUUGUCAAGUCAAAAGAAGACACACUGAGCCGUAAAGAAAGACAGAUGCACAGACUCAAGACGCAGGGUAGUCUCUUUGGUCAGAACGAGGCUUGAAGUGACGCAAAACUUGAAUCCUCAUCCAUCUCUAGUUGCGCAGCCAAAGAUGGACAGCACACAGAAACACUGGGGAACCAUUUGAGGACACCUGGACACUUAGUGAAUGCUCCUGUCUACCUACUUCUGCCCUGAAACCAACCAAACCUCAUCCACAGUUUAUGAAAUCAGUCUUCUUCUGACUCCCUGUGUCUCUCCUCAAAUUCUGCUGCAGCAAAAAAGUUACUGGUUUCAGUUUUGAGGAUGUGCUUGUUAUUUUUUUUUUUAAACAACUGUCCAUUUUAAGUAGCUAUUGCUGCUUUGUAAUCAUUGUUUAUGCUUGUGUAUCGUGUAUGAGCUGUUUUUAUUCACUUUGAUGUAAUUUCAGAACCCUGAAAUGUUGUGUUUCCUUUGCCUAUGUGAACUGGGAUUAUUGAUAACCUGUAAAUGAUUCUUAGUGAUAGGCAUAAUCAUGGCACAUUUCUGUGUUUGUUUUUGUUUUUUAAUCAACCAUUUUGUGCCCACAGUUACUUUUUUUUAACCACUAAUUACCAACAAUCGACAGGGACCAAAGAAACUUUUGCUAUCUACUGAAGUCGAUCAUAGUGUUCCUUGUAAAUACUGUAAUCAGCAUCAGCGAUCUUUUCUUUUUGAACAUGAGCCACAUGCUAACACCUAAUCUCUUGAAGUGUUGUUUGUUCUUUGAUUUUGCUGCGUUUUGUGUCAUUUGUCAGCAUUUAAGAUGUCAAGAAUGGUCAAACUGCACCAUAUUAGUGAUUUGCAUUCUUUCAUUUCAGUAUUUUUAAGUAUUGUAAGUCACAGCGAUUCAUUGAAUUAUCCAGAAACAGAGUUUCUCAUAACUCAACUCAUAGUUUACGCAGAACCACAAAUAGAACCUAAAAGAAAAAAAAUCACCAAGCAAGCCUUAAUGUUCAUCAUACAUUUCAAGAAGACGACUUCACACUGUAUUUAUUGAUUGUACAUUUAUAUAUUUGUAUAUUGAAGCUGUAAUAUAUGUUGGCAGGCUGCAUUGCUGCUUGUAUUUCUAUAAAUGAAGCCUUUUUAAAUGUUUUUCAUGGAAAAAGCUUUGGGAGCGUUGGUUAGACUGAGCCAGCUGUUGAGAGCAAUGACUUUUUUAAUGAACCGGAAUUCGGUACACUGUUUCACAGAACGAGCCCAGCAAUGGUAUAAUAAAGAGCUACACCCCAGAUCAAGA
Molecule: messenger RNA, 2921 nt
Organism: Xiphophorus hellerii (green swordtail)
Lineage: Eukaryota; Metazoa; Chordata; Actinopteri; Cyprinodontiformes; Poeciliidae
Gene: lpla
Product: lipoprotein lipase a
Exons: 10
Coding region: 173-1726 (517 amino acids)
Biological process (GO): lipid catabolic process; very-low-density lipoprotein particle remodeling
Molecular function (GO): apolipoprotein binding; lipoprotein lipase activity
Source: RefSeq, a predicted model, not a curated record